Molecule: messenger RNA, 621 nt
Organism: Balearica regulorum gibbericeps (East African grey crowned-crane)
Lineage: Eukaryota; Metazoa; Chordata; Aves; Gruiformes; Gruidae
Source: RefSeq, a predicted model, not a curated record
AUGGUUGAAGUCUUCAGAUUGCUGGAAAGUUUUGAAGAAGGAUUUUCCCUUGCUUAUCUAGCUGCGACGCAGUCAAGACUCAGUCUGGGUAUGUCGUUCAUGCUCCUGGCAGUCGUGCCGGUGUUUGGAGAUGUGCUGCCUGUGAAGGCAGCUGGGGGAAGGGAGGAUUCACUAAUCUUUUUGUCCAUGACAAUGUGGUCUUGAUCUCAGCAGCUCAAGGAAGAAAUCAGGCGGGGCUUUGCGGGACUGGAGGACCCAUUGGCCGGACUCCUGGACAUGCUGGAGAGCAGCGGAGAUUGGAAGGGGAAGGGGCAUUCCCUCGGGUAUUGCAUCACCACUGAGUUGCAGCUUUGGAUAAAAGAGCAUCCUGCUGUUCAACAGUCUGGCAUCAAGCUGAAGAAGCUGCAGGCCCGUGUACUCAGAAUACUAGCCCAGUGCCCAGCUAAUCUUCUUGACCCUCUGAUUAGCAUUUACCAGCUCCAUACAGCAGACCGGAACUAUUUGCUUGGACAUGUCAGUCAUCUUUAUCACAAGGGCAAUUACAAAGAGAAAAGCUCAUUUACUAGUCAUUCCCAGUGUGAAGAACAGGAAACCUCAACUGUUGCUUACCCUCAGUCAUAA